GCAAUCCUUCUCUUCUUCAAACUUUAUAUAAACCAAAUGUUUUUGUCCAAACAAGAGAGACUCUUUUAUCAAUAGUUCUUGCGAUUUUAUUUUAAUUCUUUUUGGGAAUACGAGAAUUAAUAUAUUUGUUGUUUUGGAAGAGAAGAUAUGGCUGAUCAUCAAAGAAUCCAUCCGGUUCAAGACCCUGAGGUGGUGGAGCCGGUGCCGCCCCAUAAGCCCACCGCUCCGUUGGUGGAACGAGGCUCGUCCCGGUCAGAGAAUGGCGAUCCCGAGAGACAGUAUCCGCCGCCGCUCCGCCGUGGGAUUCCAUAUGAGCCCUUGAAGCCACCAAGGAGGAGAAGUUGCUGGAAGAAGUGCUUGUGUUGGACUCUAGCUCUUGUGAUUGUCCAGCUCAUAAUUCUUGGCAUUUUGGCUGCAAUUGUGUACUUUGUUUUCCAGCCCAAAAUACCAAAAUACUCAGUGGAUGCCAUGAGGAUCACUCAGUUCAAUCUCGGCAAUGAUAACAGCUUGUCUGCCACAUUCAAUGUCAAUAUCACUGCAAGAAAUCCAAACAAGAAGAUUGGAAUUUAUUAUGAAGGUGGGAGCCGUUUGAGUGUGUGGUACACAGGUACAAAACUCUGUGAAGGCUCAUUGCCGAAGUUCUAUCAGGGCCAUCGCAACACCACCCUGCUCAGCCUGACGCUGGCGGGGCAAACGCAGGAUGCUGCCGGGCUGCUGCAGUCCUUGCGGGCGGAGCAGCAGACCGGAAGCAUCCCGCUGAACCUCCGGGCCAGAGUUCCGGUGAGGCUGAAACUUGGGAAGUUGAAGCUGAUGAAAUGGAAGUUCUUGGUGAGGUGCAGACUGGUGGUUGACAGUUUAGCUGCAGAUAACGUUAUAAGGAUCAGAGAUAGCAGCUGUAAAUUUAGGUUUAGGCUUUGAGUUCUACUCAUUUCUCUUGCUAUACAUCUAUCUGUUUCUCUCAUACUGGAUUAUUUGUUUGAGGUUGGUCUCUUGAUUUUUUGAUGAUCUUGUUCUGUUGGUCAUAAAUGGAGGGCUAUAUGUAUUGUUUUGCACUCCAUAUAUAUGAUGUUGUUGGCCAUGGGCCCUGAUGUUUUUCACUA
Sesamum indicum (sesame) is the source of this 1100-nucleotide messenger RNA. Its product is annotated as NDR1/HIN1-like protein 6. Gene Ontology annotation, biological process: defense response to other organism. NCBI's taxonomy places the organism in Eukaryota, Viridiplantae, Streptophyta, Magnoliopsida, Lamiales, Pedaliaceae. Gene Ontology annotation, cellular component: plasma membrane. The record is from RefSeq and is a predicted model, not a curated record.